AUGCCUCGCUCCAAGCGUGCCAGAGUCGUCCACGAGUCGAAGACCGCCAAAAAAUCGCACAAGGAACAGACGAGACGGCUGUAUGCCAAUAUCCGCGAGGCCGUCGAGAACUAUGAGCACCUGUUCGUCUUUGACGUGAACAACAUGCGAAACACCUACCUGAAGGAUGUGCGCACUGAGUUUGCCGACAGCCGUCUCUUCUUCGGCAAAACCAAAGUCAUGGCUGUCGCCCUCGGCCACAACCCCGAAUCCGAAGCCGCCACGAACCUGCACAAGCUCGCCCCCCACCUGACCGGCGCCGUCGGUCUGCUCUUCACCUCGCGCGACCCGCAGUCCGUGAUCGAGUACUUCGAGAAUUUCCGGCCGCUGGACUUCGCGCGCGCCGGCACCGUCAGCACCCGCUCCUUCAGCCUGCCCAACGGCCUGGUCUACUCGCGCGGCGGAGACCUGCCCGCCUCCGAGGACGAACCCGUCAGCCACACCAUCGAGCCCGAGCUGCGGAAACUGGGCGUCCCCACGCGUCUGGUCAAGGGGAAGGUCAUGCUGGAGUUGACGGAGGGACAGGAGUCGUUCCCGAUCUGCCGCGAGGGCGAGACUCUGGAUUCGCGACAGACGACGUUAUUGAAGAUGUUUGGUGUCGUGAGCUCCGAGUUCCACGUCGCGUUGAAGGCGCAAUGGACUCGGGCUUCCGGCGAGGUGAAGCUUCUGGAGGGAGGUAUGGAUGUGGAUGGUCAGUGA
This is a messenger RNA of Aspergillus melleus, 738 nucleotides long. It is a transcript of the gene MRT4, whose product is annotated as ribosome assembly factor MRT4. Gene Ontology annotation, molecular function: RNA binding. The transcript is spliced from 2 exons. Bases 1 to 738 code for a protein of 245 amino acids. Gene Ontology annotation, biological process: rRNA processing; ribosomal large subunit assembly; nuclear-transcribed mRNA catabolic process. NCBI's taxonomy places the organism in Eukaryota, Fungi, Ascomycota, Eurotiomycetes, Eurotiales, Aspergillaceae. The record is from RefSeq and is a predicted model, not a curated record. Gene Ontology annotation, cellular component: nucleolus; preribosome, large subunit precursor.